AUGCUGAUCGACACACAGAAACAGCAGAAGAAGGAAGCUGAGGAUCAAAACCAUGAGAACGGAGGUCUGCAGCAGGGACCGGAGGUCCCGGAGAGCGACGAACUCCCGGGCAAGGCCAAGGCAUCCACUGGCCACAAGCAGAAGGAGGGGCCGGCCGCGGGCGGCGGACACCCUCCGGCUCCCGACGGCGGCUGGGGGUGGGUGGUGGCCGCCGCCGUCGCCCUCAGCGCCGCGUUGAUGAUUAUACCCAUCCUGUCAUUCCCGUUCGUCUUCGCGGACUACCUGCAGCAGCUCGGCGAGGGUGCCGAAGCGAUGACCACCAUUGUCAGCGUCUGGACCUGCGUCAGUUCAUUCAUAGGACUCUUAUGCAACACACUCUUCAGGAGAUUCUCCUUCAGACAGAUUGCAAUGAUGGGCGGCCUGCUAUACGGAUUAGGAAACGGGUGUAUUGCACUUGGGACGUCUCUCGUGCAGUUCAUACUUUGUUCUGUUAUCAUGGGUGCUGGUUCUGGACUCAUCGCACCAGCGAUUUUCACUUCAAUCAACUCAUAUUUCGACCGCAAAAGGACUUUUGUCAUGGGCUUCGUACAGUUCGCAAUAGGCGUGGGAGGAGUCGGAGUGCCCGUAAUGACACAAAAACUAGUUGCUGCUCUCGGCUUCAGAACCACUCAGUUUAUAAUCAGCGCGCUUGUACUGUUGAUUAUACCCGCAGCUCUCCCUAUGAAACCUUUAAGAUAUGAGGGGAAUGACGGGGGUGCCGACACCCAUCGUAAGUCGGCAGACCAGGAAUCCGGACCUCAUGUUGCCGGGGAAGAAAGGAAGGGAGUUAUUGGAAAGAUGGCGGGAGUGGAUUAUGUGAAUGAGGAAGCCAAUCAAGUCAGUGAGGAGCAGAAAGAGGCUUCCAACGGCCCUAUUAAUCUGGACGAAGAGGAGAGAAUGCCUGCGGAUGACCUGGUGACGCAGCGAGAAGAAGAAAAACGGGAUCUUAUCGAGAAAAGCAACAAUUCUAAUGAGCGGCGGCGCAGCAGCAGCGUGGCAAGGAUCAGCGACGCCGUCCGGCGUCCACGCAUCUCUAUCGCCAGCUUCAACAGCAUCCCUUUCCCGGAACAGGCCAUGCAGACGACGGAGAACCAGUCCAAAAGGUGGUGGUCAGUAAUUAUAGACCUGUUGGAUCUGCGGCUAAUGCAAGACCUCCGAUUCACUAACGUCCUGAUCGGCACGUCGCUGGUCUUCUUCGUAGACAUGAUGUUCAUGACGUUGCUGCCGCUGUACCUGUUUCACAACAACCUCAGCCGCGAGGAAUCCGCAUUCUGCAUGUCAGUUGCGGGCGUGGCGGACCUGCUAGGGCGAUUCACCCUUGUAGUAAUAGGGGCCUGUUGCGUCCCCAACAACAGAAUCUUAUUCCUCAUCAGUGCUGCUGUGUCUGUUCUCCUCAGAACAAUGUACAUCUUCUUCGCGGAUUACACGUCCGUUAUGGUGCUGUCGGCACUUCUGGGCUACUCCAAGUGCUUCAUCCUGUGCGUAUUCACACUGGUCCUGGGAGAGGUGUGCAGCCCGGACCGCUUCCCCGCUGCCUUCGGACUGCAGAGUGUCUUCACUGGGCUCCUCAACGUCGCCUUCGGGCCUCUCCUAGGUAAACUAAAGGAUUUGACUGGCAGCUUUAGUUCAAGUAUCUGGGUUCUUACCGUCCUUGGCCUGCUGUGUGUAAUACCGUGGACCCUGGAGCUUUGUGUGACUGAAAUAAGAAAACGAAAGAAGAAUGCGCACGUGUGA
Messenger RNA from Schistocerca piceifrons (Central American locust), 1773 nucleotides. RefSeq names its product monocarboxylate transporter 2-like. Gene Ontology annotation, molecular function: monocarboxylic acid transmembrane transporter activity. NCBI's taxonomy places the organism in Eukaryota, Metazoa, Arthropoda, Insecta, Orthoptera, Acrididae. The record is from RefSeq and is a predicted model, not a curated record. Bases 1 to 1773 code for a protein of 590 amino acids. Gene Ontology annotation, biological process: monocarboxylic acid transport; transmembrane transport. The transcript is spliced from 8 exons.